This is a messenger RNA of Solea solea (common sole), 4965 nucleotides long. It is a transcript of the gene stat3, whose product is annotated as signal transducer and activator of transcription 3 (acute-phase response factor). Gene Ontology annotation, molecular function: DNA-binding transcription factor activity, RNA polymerase II-specific; RNA polymerase II cis-regulatory region sequence-specific DNA binding. Lineage: Eukaryota; Metazoa; Chordata; Actinopteri; Pleuronectiformes; Soleidae. Gene Ontology annotation, biological process: defense response; response to peptide hormone; growth hormone receptor signaling pathway via JAK-STAT. The record is from RefSeq and is a predicted model, not a curated record.
GGCUGGAAAGACUGCAAUGUAGAGGAUGGGCUGAGAGAAGAGGUUCAUACGAGUCUGCGUGAAGUGAUUUCCGAAUAGUAAGGAAGAAAUUGCGAUUUUUUUCCCCCUUAUUGUGUCGUUACUCGCCAUACGUGUCUUCGGUGUUUAAAAAGGUUGUCACCGACUUGUUGGGUCAGUGUUUAUAAGGUAAUAAGUUAAACAUCCACAUUUUUCCUUCGGAGAAACUUUCCAAAGAAGUGAAAACAAACGAGGUUUGAGGAGGUGUAUGUCAGGAUGGCACAAUGGAACCAGUUACAGCAGCUGGAGACCAGGUAUCUGGAGCAGCUCUACCACCUGUACAGUGACAGCUUCCCCAUGGAGCUUCGGCAGUUUCUAGCUCCAUGGAUUGAGAGCCAAGACUGGGCUUACGCUGCCAAUAAGGAGUCACAUGCAACACUGGUGUUUCACAACCUCUUAGGAGAGAUAGAUCAGCAGUACAGCCGUUUCCUGCAGGAAAACAAUGUACUCUACCAGCAUAACCUGCGCAGGAUUAAACAGCAUCUGCAGAGCAAGUACUUGGAGAAGCCGAUGGAUAUUGCCCGCAUUGUUGCCCGCUGCUUAUGGGAAGAGCAAAGGCUCCUGCAGACUGCCACAUCUGCUGCACAGGACGGUCAGGCAGCUCAUCCCACUGGUACAGUAGUCACAGAAAAGCAGCAGAUCCUGGAGCACAACCUUCAAGACAUCAGGAAGCGGGUGCAGGAUAUGGAACAGAAAAUGAAAAUGCUUGAGAACUUGCAAGAUGACUUUGACUUCAAUUACAAGACACUGAAAAGUCAAGGAGAGUUGUCCCAGGACCUGAAUGGAAACAGCCAGGCGGCUGCUACAAGACAGAAGAUGGCUCAGCUUGAACAGAUGCUGAGUGCCUUAGACCAGCUCAGGAGGCAAAUUGUGACAGAGAUGGGAGGCCUGUUGACAGCCAUGGAUUAUGUACAGAAGAAUCUGACAGAUGAUGAACUAGCAGACUGGAAGAGAAGACAGCAGAUUGCCUGUAUUGGAGGUCCACCUAACAUCUGCCUGGAUCGCCUGGAAACAUGGAUCACGUCGUUGGCUGAGUCCCAACUCCAGAUUCGUCAGCAGAUCAAGAAGCUGGAGGAGCUUCAACAGAAGGUGUCCUACAAAGGAGACCCCAUCAUUCAGCACCGACCUGCCCUGGAGGAGAAGAUUGUGGACUUGUUCAGAAAUUUGAUGAAGAGCGCUUUUGUCGUGGAAAGACAGCCAUGUAUGCCCAUGCAUCCAGACAGACCUCUGGUGAUCAAAACAGGGGUGCAGUUCACAAAUAAAGUCAGGUUACUGGUGAAGUUUCCUGAACUCAAUUACCAGCUGAAAAUUAAAGUUUGCAUUGACAAGGAAUCGGGUGACGUGGCUGCAAUUCGAGGGUCACGAAAGUUUAACAUCCUUGGUACCAACACAAAAGUAAUGAACAUGGAGGAAUCCAACAAUGGCAGCCUGUCAGCAGAGUUUAAACACUUGACCCUUAGAGAACAGAGGUGCGGUAACGGCGGCCGGACCAAUAGUGAUGCCUCUCUGAUUGUCACUGAGGAGCUGCAUCUUAUCACGUUUGAGACAGAAGUUUAUCACCAAGGUCUGAAAAUAGAUCUGGAGACUCAUUCCCUGCCUGUGGUUGUCAUUUCCAACAUCUGCCAGAUGCCCAACGCCUGGGCUUCCAUCCUGUGGUACAACAUGCUUACAAACCACCCUAAGAACGUCAACUUCUUCACCAAGCCUCCGGUCGGAACAUGGGACCAGGUGGCUGAGGUGCUAAUGCAAUUCUCCUCCACGACCAAGAGAGGGCUGACCAUUGAACAGCUCACCACACUGGCUGAGAAACUACUAGGGCCUUGUGUCAACUUCUCUGGCUGUCAGAUCACCUGGGCCAAGUUCUGCAAGGAAAACAUGGCCGGUAAAGGCUUCUCCUUCUGGGUGUGGCUGGACAACAUCAUUGACCUGGUGAAGAAGUAUAUCCUGGCACUGUGGAAUGAAGGAUACAUCAUGGGUUUUAUCAGUAAGGAGAGGGAGAGGGCCAUUCUCAGUCCAAAACCUCCUGGCACUUUUCUGCUGCGCUUCAGUGAGAGCAGCAAGGAAGGGGGCAUAACAUUUACAUGGGUCGAGAAAGACAUCAGCGGUAAGACUCAGAUUCAGUCAGUGGAGCCGUACACCAAGCAGCAGCUCAACAGCAUGUCUUUCGCCGACAUCAUCAUGGGCUACAAGAUCAUGGAUGCCACCAAUAUCUUGGUUUCACCUCUCGUCUACCUCUACCCCGAUAUCCCCAAAGAGGAAGCCUUCGGGAAAUAUUGCAGGCCAGAGGCGGCUCCUGAACCUGAGAUUGGCGGAGACUCUACGAGCACUAUUCAGCCGUACUUGAAGACAAAGUUCAUCUGUGUUACACGUAAGUAUCCGUCAUCCCUUCUUUAUCUUUAGGAUACAUAAAUGAUCAUAAGGUCUGUCUGUAAUGAAUAUAUUGAUAAGAUAACAUGUAGUGAGCCCUUUGACAACAUUGUUCAGCCCAUAAGUGCUGUGAUAAUAGGGUUGGUAAUGAACACCCCGAGAGUCAGGUCUGUACUUUGAGCACUGUGAUCGGAUUCCAAGAUAGUGGACAAUGACAUAUGUCACAUUGCACCCAAAAAUGGACGUUUUGUUGUUGUGUAGUAUCUGUGGUCUGUGCCAUGCAUAAAGGUUGGCGUGAAAAAUGGAUUCAAGGAAAAUAGAAUUUGAUCGACACGUGAACUUCCCUCUUUAAAGUUCUUUUUCACAUGGCGAUUGUUUCCAAAUGUUCUAAGAAAGGAGAACGAAGCUAGUUGUACUUUCAGUGUGAGUCACCACUGUCAUUACAGAAACCGUCUCUGUGUGUGAAUCCAGCUAAUAUGGAGAUUUACUAUAGAUUCUCUAUCGCAUCGGGCGCCCCCUUCUUCUUUCUUUCAAGUACAGGCUGACAUGACGGUUGGCAAGAACAAAAACAUGUUUUUUAACAAGUCUGACUACAUAUUUGUUCGCUGUCAGCAUUAUUAUGGGUGUUUGUGUGUGUGUGUGUGUGUAUGUGUGUGUGAGUGAGAGAGAGAGAAGCUGUGAAUUAAUGCUCUACUCAAGUUGCUCAAUUAAGGUUUUCAAUUUCAGAGAAUUUCAGCUGAGGAGGUGGUCUCUAAUCCAUCCUGAGGACGGGUUGCAUUCAUAUGCUUUCAGUGAUGAGACGUGAGGACACAUUUAGACAUACUGAUGUUAAUACAGGCAUGAAUGGGGUCUAGAGGAAUCUCUUUCACACUUAAAUCAAUCGGGAGCCAGAAUUCUAUAAAGCAGUGGUCCUCUCUGCCCCUUUUAAUGUCUAUUGAAUUCUGUCGAUCAGAAUGCAGUCACUGUGAAAAACCUGCACCCACUCAAAAUGUUACAUUUCUUCUAAUGACAUUGUAGGUUGUUUUUUUUCUUUGCUGUAUUCACACUUAAAUAGAGCACAAUUUACAAUAUUAGGCAAUUUGUAAAAAAGUUACUUCAAACAGCUGACAUUUGGAAAUGUAAAAAAAUAUUUUUUUAAUUUAAAGAGCAUCUUUAAAUGUGGGAUUGGCUGCUAGAUAGUAUGAUGUUGACUGAGGUCAGAUCAGAGUGGGGUGUGUGUACACAGGUUGCUUGGUUGGUCGUGGGUUUGGUGCUGGUUGGUUGUGAGGUUUGCUCAGUGAGAUCCUGACCUGUCUCCGUAGGUGUCCCUCCGUGUUCAUGGACUUGCCGGACAGUGAUCUGCUUGGGAGCGGAUUCCCGGGCACAAACUCUGGAAACACCAGUGACCUGUUCCCCAUGUCGCCUCGUACCCUCGACUCUCUGAUGCACAAUGAAGCCGAAGCUAAUCCAGGACAUUUGGAAUCCCUCACUUUGGACAUGGACGUCGCGUCACCAAUGUGAAGAGGUUUCCAUGUGAACCAGGACCUGAUGAUGGUUUUCUCUUUUUUUCUCCUCCUGUACAGUUUGUUUCUCUUGUUCCUGUAUAAAAUAAACACACACGCACUCACACAGUAGUCAGGAAAUCGAAUGCUUUUGAAAGACUUUACCACCUUUUUUAGACUUUGAAUCUACACCUGCACUUAUUCUGUGAAACUGUUGAUCAAUACUGACUUAAUUACUGACUUUGCAUUCAGUACUUCCUCGUCUUCACAGUCGUCUCUACACACCCGAUAGUAUCUGGAAUUGUAUUUUUUUAAAAACGUUGUUUUGUCUCCUGAAGUUUGUGAUGAAUUGAUGUGCUUUUUAUGUUUCUUUGCGUAAGAAAAUGUAAUGAAAGUUAUUGGUGUAUAAGCUAUAUAUCGCUUUUGAGAUGUUUGUAGUAGAAUUUACUGCAAUUCAUUUCUUGUUUGUUGUUGCAUUAAUGAGUCCUGCCAAAUGUUUUGCCACAGGUUUUUUCAAAAUACCUUUUGGAUUGCACUUCAAUUUGUUUCUUUGCAGUUUUUACGCAAAAUUGAAUAUUUGUUAUAUUUUUCCAGAUCAAUUUGUCGCAUUUUAAACUCGGACACAGUGGGAAAGAUGGACGAUUUUUCGACCUUCAGAGUAAAUCACCCGUGAACUUUAUCUGUAAUGUGAUUAUAACUUGUAAAGGUGUUGCUCUUUUAAUUCCCUCUAAAAAUGCUGUAAUUUGUGAUUCUGUGAGCAAGUUUUUGUUUUCGCUGAGUGAGGUCAAUUACGCUCAGAUAUGUCAAGUCAUUCAACGAUUUAUGUUUGGGGACAAAUUAUUAUCAAAUCGACUGCAAAUGUUAAUGGUUUUAAAGAUUUUUUUUCACUCAAACCGAUAACGUACACAUUUGAAGGUGUGUAGCAGGUGACCUUCGACCUUCGACACAGUCCAGUUAUCUGUUGUCAGCUGACUUUAAUGCAACUGAUACACGUCAAGUUUUUCUGUAAAAUAUGCUGUAACUAUUCAGACAGAUGGCAAUAAAACCAGUUGGACCUAGA